UAUACUUCGUAAAUGGCAGGACAAAAUCAUUAGCUCUACAUUCUGUCAGGGUUUAUUUUGUCGACGUACAUAACUCAACGCCAAUGCUCAGACACAAGCGACAACAAUUUUAAGCAUAUUUAACAAACAUUUAAUUAUUAUUCGGUAUGGGAGACAAGCCUUUAAGAGUACUGGCGUGUGGUGACGUUGAAGGAAGAUUAAAUGCUUUGUUCAACCGGGUGAACGCCAUCCAGAAAAAGAGCGGGCAAUUUGAUUUGCUGCUGUGUGUUGGUGACUUUUUUGGAAGCUCGCCUGAAGCUGAAGCAGAAUGGGCAGCAUACAAAUCUGGUGCAAAAAAGGCACCCAUCCACACUUGUAUUCUCGGCGCAGCCAGUCUAGAGACUGUCAAAUAUUUUCCAAGUUCUGAUGGCUGCGAGUUGGCAGAAAAUAUCACAUGUUUGGGUCGAAGGGGCAUUUUCACAGGCGCAUCAGGUCUUCAGAUUGCCUAUGUCAGUGGCAGAGAAGCUCAUCAGGAACCGGCUCCGUCACACUGCUUUACCCCUAAAGACAUUACUGCCCUGGUGGCACCACUGCUGUCCAGCUCCAAAUUUCGGGGAGUUGACAUUCUCCUGACCUCACAGUGGCCUCGAGGCGUGUGUCAAUAUGGAAACAGCCCAGAAACAGAUAUGAAGUUUUGUGGAGUUUCGUCUAUCGCAGAUCUCGCUGACAAGCUGAAACCUCGCUACCAUUUUGCAGGUCUGGAGGGAGUACAUUAUGAGCGGCUGCCCUACAGGAAUCAUGUGGUUCUUCAAGAAAAUGCUCAGCAUGUCAGUAGAUUCAUCGCACUGGCAACAGUUAAUAAUCCUGCCAAGAAGAAGUAUUUGUAUGCAUUCAACAUUAUCCCGAUGAAAAACAUGGACUCCACAGAGUUAGUCAAACAACCUCAGGAUGUCACAGAAAAUCCCUACAGGAAACCUAUGAAAGAUGGGAAGAAAGAAAGACAGCCAGCCUCAAUGACUGAUGCACAGGAGGAACCAGCAUCCCAGUUCUUCUUUGAUCUGGGCCAGAAGAAUCAACAGCGACAGCAUGGCAGGAAGAGACAGUCAGAUGGAGACCGGCCAAAUCAGCACAAACAGCCUCGAAGACCACCUCAGCCCACUGGACCCUGCUGGUUCUGCCUUGCAAGUCCAGAAGUUGAGAAGCACUUGGUCAUAAGCAUCGGAACACAUUGCUACAUGGCUCUCGCUAAGGGUGGUCUCACUCCUGACCAUGUUCUCCUGCUUCCCAUCGGACAUUACCAGUCAGUGGUGGAUUUGGCGUCAGAGGUAGUGGAAGAGAUGGAGAAAUUCAAGAGCGCCUUCAAGAAGUUCUGUAAAAGCAAAGGCAAGCGGUGUGUCCUGUUUGAGAGGAACUACCGGAGCCAACACCUUCAGCUACAGGCAGUGCCGGUGCCGAUGGAGAAAUGCAGCACUGAGGACAUCAAAGAGGCCUUCAUGACACAAGCUGAAGAGCAGCAGAUGGAGCUGAUGGAGAUUCCAGCUCAUACUGACCUCAAACAGAUCGCUCCUCCAGGUACUCCGUACUUCUAUGUGGAGCUGGACACAGGCGACAAGCUGUUUUAUCGCAUCAAGAAGAAUUUCCCUUUGCAGUUUGGCAGGGAGGUGUUGGCGAGUGAGGCGGUGAUGAACAUCCCAAUGCGCUCAGACUGGAGAGAGUGUAAAAUCAGCAAAGAGGAGGAAGAGGAUCAGGCCAAACAAGUACGCUCUGACUACGAGCCCUUCGACUUUGCACUCGAUGACUGAAUCGACUUUCGUUCCUAAAUCCAUAAACGUGUCCACUUUUUAAUGCUUUUUAACAUUUCGCAUCAGAAACGGUUUCCUCUCAUCCAGACCCAUUGAGAGAAUGCUGUUGUUUCAGUGACUUUUUUUCAAAUUAUGACUUGUUUUGGUGAUUUAUCUCGAUCUGUUGGAUGGCAACAAGUGUGGGAAUAUGUUAUGUGACUCGUGAUUAAAGUCUCUUUUUAUUUUCACGUUUGUAAAA
This is a messenger RNA of Danio aesculapii, 2019 nucleotides long. RefSeq names its product CWF19 like cell cycle control factor 1 (gene cwf19l1). Gene Ontology annotation, molecular function: RNA lariat debranching enzyme activator activity. The record is from RefSeq and is a predicted model, not a curated record. The transcript has 14 exons. The coding region runs from base 147 to 1781 and encodes 544 amino acids. Gene Ontology annotation, biological process: mRNA splicing, via spliceosome. Gene Ontology annotation, cellular component: post-mRNA release spliceosomal complex. NCBI's taxonomy places the organism in Eukaryota, Metazoa, Chordata, Actinopteri, Cypriniformes, Danionidae.